GAGAGAGAGAGAGAGAGAGAAAUGGGGAGAGAGUUAUGUGCAGCAAUGGGAAAUGGUGGAGUUUUCAAAAAAAUAGGCAAGUCAUGGAGCAAACUAGAGAAACGCUUAAACGAUGGAGUUUCAAAGAGCAAAGUUGGCAACUACUUCAAGUUAGAAGCAAGAAAUAGUUGCUUCACCAAGGAGCUACGUGCCGGUCUAGCCACGUUCCUCACCAUGGCCUACAUCAUCUCUGUCAACGCCACCAUCCUCGCGGACUCAGGUGGCACGUGCUCCAUUGCCGACUGCUCCACCACGGCGAACCAAACCGUCACCCCGGAUUGCAUGAUCCUUCCCAACGAAGGAUACCAAAACUGCCUUGCAAAGACCAAGAGUGACCUCAUUGUUGGCACAAUUUUAUCAGCCAUGAUCGGGUCGAUUGCUAUGGGUGUUUUGGCCAAUCUACCCUUGGGGUUAGCCCCAGGGAUGGGGCCAAACGCUUACCUAGCUUAUAAUUUGGUGGGUUUUCAUGGAAGUGGGAAAUUGUCUUACCAAACUGCCCUAGCUGUGGUGUUACUUGAGGGAAUUGCUUUUCUUGCAAUUGCUGCUUUUGGGCUAAGAGAAAAGCUGGCCAGGCUCAUCCCUAAUCCAGUUAGGCUUGCUUGUGCAGCAGGAAUUGGGCUUUUCAUUGCCUUUGUGGGCCUACAAAUCCACCAGGGAGUGGGCCUAGUGGGCCCAGACCCAUCCACAUUGGUGACAAUCACAGCUUGUUCUAACACAAACCCAGCAACUGGUGAGUGCCUUGGGGGCAAAAUGCACAGCCCAAAGUUCUGGCUGGGUGCAGCUGGGUUUAUAAUCACAUGUUAUGGCCUAAUGAAGGAGAUUAAAGGCAGCAUGAUAUACGGCAUCGUUUUUGUCACAUUUAUAUCAUGGUUUAGGGGCACAAGUGUGACAGUGUUUCCCAACACACAAAUUGGUGACACAGAUUUCCAUUAUUUCAAAAAAGUGGUAGAUUUUCACAAAAUUCAAUCCACAGCUGGGGCUAUAAGCUUCACCAAUUUCAAUAGGUCUGAGGUUUGGGUGGCUCUGGUAACCUUGCUCUACGUUGAUGUUCUUGCCACCACAGGCACAUUGUACACCAUGGCCGAAAUGGGCGGUUUCGUGAACGACGAAGGCGGGUUCGAAGGCGAGUACUCGGCGUACUUGGUUGACGCAGGGUCAACGGUCGUGGGGGCUGCACUGGGGGUGACCCCCAUCGCAACGUACAUAGAAUCUUCAGCAGGUCUGAGAGAAGGCGGGCGGACAGGAUUGACUGCAGUGACCAUCGGUCUGUGUUUUUUCGUGUCGUUGUUUUUUGUUCCUCUUUUGUCUAGUGUGCCUCCAUGGGCUAUAGGGCCUUCACUUGUGAUGGUUGGGGUGAUGAUGAUGAAGGUUGUGAAGGACAUAAAUUGGGGGAAGAUGAAAGAAGCUGCGCCUGCUUUCAUGACCAUGGUUCUAAUGCCUCUCACUUAUUCCAUAGCAAAUGGGAUUAUUGGUGGCAUUGGGCUCUACAUUGCUCUCAAUCUGUAUGAUUAUGUGGCAAUCGUGAUUAAGUGGUUGAUUAAGAUGAAAAGAAUGGUGGGAAGAGAACAAAAUCAAGUGUCUGCCACAGCUCCUGCAGACUCAGCAAUUGAAGUUAUUUGAAGCCACUUUUUUAUUAAAUUGUUGUUUUUGGGUGAUUUUAGGAGGUCCCUUUUGUAAUUAGUAGUUUUUAUUUUUGAAUUUUUUUCCCCUAAUAUUUAUUAUACAAGUGAUAUUGUGAAAGGAGGGACUCGAUACAGGAUUUCGGGUGCAUGGGUAAUUUCUCAAUUUUUUAUUUCUUUAAUAUUUCAAGAUCAACAUCCUUUUUGCUGUAAUUUAUGCAAUCUAUGAUUAAAGACCAACAUUUUUUU
Messenger RNA from Malus domestica (apple), 1907 nucleotides. Its product is annotated as adenine/guanine permease AZG2-like. Lineage: Eukaryota; Viridiplantae; Streptophyta; Magnoliopsida; Rosales; Rosaceae. Gene Ontology annotation, molecular function: purine nucleobase transmembrane transporter activity. Gene Ontology annotation, cellular component: plasma membrane. The record is from RefSeq and is a predicted model, not a curated record. Gene Ontology annotation, biological process: guanine transport; adenine transport; transmembrane transport.